ACAGGUGGGGCCGCAUUCUGUCUGACAGGAAAGGGCGGGUCGCAGGGUUCCCCAAACUUCCGGCGCGCAGCAAGGCGGCCUCGCUAGUGGUUCUAACGCGAGGCGCGCGAGCGGCUGGAUGAUGUCACGGAAUGGGGGGAAAAGAGGGCGGCACUCGAGUGGGUGCGCAUGCGCAAGAAGGUGCCUGCCCGACUGGAGCAGAGCAGGCUGAGAGGGUCUUCCCAGCGCAGGCGGGAUUUCCAGUGUUACUUGCGGCUGGGCGUUGGGGACUUGCUGCCUUUCUGGCAGCAGGCAGGAAGCCGCAAAAAGUUUCUGAGCCCGCGAACCUGUAGCGGACGUGGAAAAAGAACGCCCCUCCUCAAGUGUCUGGCUUAAAGAUGCCACCCAGGGAAGGGAACUCUGGCUAGCUAAGGAGGCCAUUCUUGAUGUUGCUUCUAGAUCUCAUGUCGUCACCGAGACCUCAGCUGCUGGUGGCAGCUGCUCAGCAGACCCUUGGCAUGGGAAAGAGACAGAGUCCACCCCAAGCCAUCUGUCUUCACUUAGCUGGAGAGGUGCUGGCUGUGGCCCGGGGACUGAAGCCAGCUGUGCUCUAUGAUUGCAACUGUGCAGGGGCAUCAGAGCUCCAGAGCUAUCUGGAGGAGCUGCAGGGGCUUGGCUUCCUGACCUUUGGACUUCACAUCCUUGAGAUUGGAGAAAACAGCCUGAUUGUCAGUCCUGAGCAUGUAUGUCAGCACUUGGAGCAGGUGCUGCUUGGUACCAUAGCCUUUGUGGAUGUUUCCAGUUGCCAGCCUCACCCUUCUGUCUGCUCCUUGGACCAACUUCAGGACUUGAAGGCCCUCGUGGCUGAGAUCAUCACACAUUUGCAGGGGCUGCAGAGGGACUUAUCUCCCUCUGCAGUCUCCCACAGCAGGCUGCAUUCCUCAGACUGGAAUCUCUGUACUGUAUUUGGGAUCCUCCUGGGCUAUCCUGUCCCCUAUACCUUUCACCUGAACCAGGGAGAUGACAACUGCUUAGCUCUGACUCCACUACGAGUGUUCACUGCCCGGAUCUCAUGGUUGCUAGGUCGACCCCCAAUCCUGCUCUAUUCCUUUAGUGUCCCAGAGAGCUUGUUCCCAGGCCUGAGACACAUUCUAAACACCUGGGAGAAGGACCUCAGAACCCGUUUUAGGACUCAGAAUGACUUUGCUGAUCUCAGCAUCUCCUCUGAGAUAGUCACACUGCCGGCUGUGGCCCUCUGACUUUUACUCUCCUCUCACAUAGAAGGUACUCAGUAAAUGAUCAUCUCUAGGUUGGGGAUGGCAAAUAAUCAUCUCAACUGCCAAUUCCAAGUGUCUUGAGUACACUAAGGCACAAUGCUCUAACCAAUUGGCUGCAAAUGCAAAGGGCAUGUAAAUAGGUAGUGGUGGUGCUAGUAGCAAAUUGGUAGAUAGUACCUACUUGCCAUUUCUAUGCUAGGAAGUCCUCUUAGUGGAUAUGCUUUCAUUUUCACUGGAUAAGAGGUAGAAGGAAAGAGGUGAUAGAGGAAAAGCAGGGUGGUGGAAGACAAGCCAAACACUCUUGCAUGGUAACCGUCUAAAUAUACCUGCUCUAUGUGGGUGCUGUCUGCUAGGAAAGUAGGGCUGGGGGUUUCUCUGCGUGUUUAUAUGCCUGCAACUGAAUUUGAGGAGAGUAGACCACCAGUAUGCUUAAAUAUGUGAUACUUGUUAAUGUAAUACACCUUUCAGGAAUAAACUGAGAGUUCUGAGGAACA
Messenger RNA from Mandrillus leucophaeus (drill), 1750 nucleotides. RefSeq names its product chromosome unknown open reading frame, human C1orf74. Lineage: Eukaryota; Metazoa; Chordata; Mammalia; Primates; Cercopithecidae. The coding region runs from base 426 to 1238 and encodes 270 amino acids. The transcript has 2 exons. The record is from RefSeq and is a predicted model, not a curated record.